Molecule: messenger RNA, 9155 nt
Organism: Bombus huntii
Lineage: Eukaryota; Metazoa; Arthropoda; Insecta; Hymenoptera; Apidae
Gene: Ca-alpha1D
Product: muscle calcium channel subunit alpha-1
Exons: 43
Coding region: 1339-7926 (2195 amino acids)
Biological process (GO): calcium ion import across plasma membrane
Cellular component (GO): membrane; voltage-gated calcium channel complex
Molecular function (GO): high voltage-gated calcium channel activity
Source: RefSeq, a predicted model, not a curated record
UCCGAUAUCUGUUACGACCGAUUAAAACAUAAUAAUUAUAUUCUCGUAGCUGAUUCUGAUCGAAACGCAUCCAGUGGCUAGGUGGAUCCUCUUUCACCAUUCGUAACGCGUUUAUUUCUCGUCGAUGGUUUUGUCAAGUACGUUCCCUUGUGAUUCUCGGCUUUCUCUGUUCGUCCUUCGAUGGAUCUCGCUCGAUCCUGGUGGCCGAAGAGCGGCGACGAAGGGACGCGGCGCGGAGCUGUUCGACGCCGUGCUCGUAGCCGUUCUGACGGAACGGUGGAGGGGACGCAUAGGCAGAGAGGAAGGGUAGCGGGGCGUCGCGACGCCAGGCGUCGCUGGUGUCGAACCGGCAGCAUAUCGUUGAGUCGAACGUGUCGUGUGCCGUCGCUAUCGCCACCGUGGUCGUUGUCGUCAUCGUCGCCGUUUUUCAUCGAGCGGAUUUUCGAAAACCCUAGAGAAAGCCGAAGCUCGGUGGUUUCCCGUCGCCGGUCGGGGGGGGUGAAUAUUUUUGGUAAAAUUGUUUUUAACGUUUGCGUGCAGUUUCCCCCCGAUCGAAUCAACGCCCGAGCAACUCCCGGUCGUAGAACGGUCACGGAACGAUCUAGUCGAGAAGCAAGUGCGCGAGUACAAGGGGCCACGGCUACGCGUUACGGCGAACUGGAACGAGUGGGGUUUGACGAGAGUUUGUGUACGGCCAUGCUCGCAACGGAAAAGCCAAUGUUUCGCGAGUGCGAGCAGGAGGAAAGCUGAAGAAGGGAAGGCGAGCUAGGCAGAGAACGCGAGCAGACCGAGGGAGGGCGAAAGAGAGAGACUGAGUGAGAGAGAGAAAGAGAGAGAGAGAGAGAGAGAAACCCGGAAGAGAAGAGCGUCUGGAUCCUGGAGUAUCGUUUACGAUACGACACCGAGCCAUCAGAAUUGCGUUGAUCCAUUUGCACGAAAGAUCGCCCAGAAGAUUGGCCAGGGUGCGAGCUGGACGAUAACCGUAGUAUGAGAGAAGAGCGGCACGCAGCGAGAAGGUCACGGAGGGAGGUUCGAAAGAGCUCAGUGCCGUAGCAUGCCGGCGAGCUGCAGCGGGUGGUGGGGCGUCUCUGAGAGAGCGCGUCGAUCGGCGUCGUCAGGCGUCUACUUGGGCGUCUGCGUGGUCAGGCAGGGGCCGGAGAAGCGUGCAUACGCGAGUAUAACAGGAAGAGGAGGCGGAGGCGGAGGAGGAGGAGGAGGAGGAGGAGGAGGAGGAGGCGGAAGAGGAGGCGGAGGAAGCAAGAGGAAGCGAAGGAGAAGGAUCAGAAGAAGAAGAAGAAGAGAAAGCACGGCGGUGAUCGAGGCGAGGAGGAGGGACCGAUGAGCGCGGGGGGGGAUGGGGGCUCGGGGUUGGGCCCCCCUGAGCUGCCGGGGGCCCAGCCGACUGCCGCGACCCCCCCCAUCCUCGGGCAGCACCGGAACUCCCAAACUGCCCAGGACGGACAGCCAGCUACCGCGCAGUCUCAAACGGGCCAGACACACGGGACCAGCACCGGUGCCGCCAAAUCCGCCACCAAAAGGCCGGCUCGAAGGGGUGGCAAAGCGGUACCCGACAGACCACUCAGGGCUCUCUUUUGUUUACCCCUGAAAAAUCCCGUGCGCAAAAUGUGCAUCGACGUUAUCGAAUGGAAACCUUUCGAGUGGCUUAUUCUCAUGACGAUAUUCGCGAAUUGCAUCGCCCUGGCAGUCUACACACCGUACCCAUUUGGCGAUUCUAAUUUGACCAACCAGUAUUUGGAAAAAAUAGAGUAUAUAUUUCUUGUGAUUUUUACGCUCGAGUGCGUCAUGAAGAUCAUCGCUUACGGCUUCGUGGCUCAUCCCGGCGCUUAUCUUCGAAACGGCUGGAACAUAUUAGACUUCUCGAUAGUAGUGAUAGGAAUGGUGAGCACGGUAUUGUCGAUACUUAUGAAAGAAGGCUUCGAUGUGAAAGCGUUGAGGGCUUUUCGGGUGCUACGACCUCUCAGGCUGGUUUCCGGCGUACCAAGUCUGCAAGUAGUCCUAAACUCUAUUUUGAGAGCGAUGAUACCCCUUCUCCAUAUCGCUCUGCUGGUUCUAUUCGUCAUCAUUAUUUACGCUAUCAUCGGCCUCGAGCUGUUCUCCGGCAAAAUGCAUAAAACCUGCAGGCACAAUGUCACCGACGCGAUCAUGGACAACCCAAUUCCGUGUGGGUCCGGCGGUUUCCAGUGCGAUAACGUGGGACCCGAGUACUAUUGUAGCAGGCGAUUCUGGGAAGGUCCGAAUUGGGGUAUUACGAAUUUCGACAACUUCGGCUUGGCCAUGUUGACGGUCUUCCAAUGCGUUACGCUCGAGGGCUGGACCGACGUGCUCUACAACAUCGAAGACGCGAUGGGAAGCUCGUGGCAAUGGAUCUAUUUCAUCUCCAUGGUCAUACUGGGAGCUUUCUUCGUGAUGAAUCUAAUUCUCGGUGUACUGUCCGGCGAAUUCUCCAAGGAGAGAGAGAAAGCAAAAGCGAGAGGCGACUUCCACAAACUCAGAGAGAAGCAGCAGAUCGAGGACGACCUGAGGGGCUACCUGGACUGGAUCACCCAGGCCGAGGAUAUCGAACCGGAAACCGACGAGCCGAAGAUGCAGGACGGCAAAACGAAACAACAGAACGAGAUGGAAAGCACGGAUCAGUUAGAGGGCGACGAGGAAGGGGUUCAACAGGAAUCGUUGUGGAGAAGGAAAAAGCUGGAUUUCGACAGGGUAAACAGAAGAAUGAGGAGGGCGUGCAGAAAAGCAGUCAAGUCGCAGGUUUUCUACUGGUUGAUCAUAGUAUUGGUUUUCCUGAAUACCGGCGUUCUGGCCACCGAACACUACAAUCAACCUCAUUGGUUGGAUGACUUUCAAGAGAUCACAAACAUGUUUUUCAUCGCGUUGUUUUCCAUGGAGAUGAUGCUGAAGAUGUAUAGCUUAGGAUUUCAAGGUUACUUCGUCUCGCUCUUCAAUCGGUUCGAUUGUUUCGUCGUGAUCGGCUCCAUCACCGAGAUGAUCCUCACGAAUACUCACGUGAUGCCACCGCUCGGCGUUUCCGUUCUCCGUUGCGUCCGGUUGCUCAGGGUAUUUAAAGUGACAAAAUAUUGGAGGUCGUUGUCGAAUUUGGUGGCUUCCCUUUUAAACUCCAUACAAUCGAUCGCGUCUUUGUUGCUUCUGCUCUUCCUUUUUAUCGUGAUCUUCGCCCUGCUGGGCAUGCAGGUGUUUGGUGGAAAAUUCAAUUUUAGCGAUUUACAGAACAAGCCCCGUCACAAUUUCGACAGCUUUUGGCAAAGUUUGUUAACCGUCUUUCAGAUAUUAACCGGCGAAGAUUGGAACGCCGUUAUGUACGAUGGAAUUAGAGCCUAUGGCGGUGUUUCAAGCUUUGGCAUGCUCGCCUGUUUCUAUUUCAUCAUUCUCUUUAUAUGCGGUAACUAUAUCCUACUGAACGUCUUCUUGGCCAUCGCUGUCGACAACCUCGCCGAUGCCGAAUCGUUAACUGCCAUCGAGAAAGAAGCCGAAGAGGGGGGGGAGAAGAAUAAACAGCACAGUGCCUCGGCGAGUAGAGACGAAGUGAGCGGGGAACAGGGUGAUGACGGUGGCGAAGGAACCGGUGCAGAGGACGAAGGCGGUGGAACCGACCUCGAGCACGAUCCUAACGAAACGAUGGAGGAUUACGAGGCAGCCGUGGACACGGAAACGUCGGAGAAAAGCGACGAUACGAACAAUCACGCCAAGGUGCGACUGAACAUAGAAUCCGACGAGGAAGUGGAGGAAGAGGAGGAAGUCGAACACAACGAGAUGCACGAUGACGGUGCGGAUCACGAGGUAUCGGCUAGACCACGAAGAAUGUCCGAAUUCAACAUGGCUACGAAGACAGAACCGAUUCCAGCCGGUUCGUCUUUCUUCCUCUUCUCGCAAACGAACAGAUUUCGAGUGUUUUGCCACUGGCUGUCUAACCACAGCUACUUCAGCAACAUGAUCCUCGUAUGUAUCAUGAUAUCUUCGGCCAUGUUAGCGGCCGAAGAUCCUUUACGCGCGUCCUCUUAUAGAAAUCAGAUUUUACUGAAUUUUGACUAUUUUUUCACCACGGUAUUUACGAUCGAGAUCUGUUUAAAGAUGAUCUCGUUCGGUUUUAUUAUACACGACGGUGCAUUCUGCCGGUCGGCGUUCAAUUUGCUCGACCUUUUGGUCGUGUGCUCUUCUCUCAUCUCUAUGUCUUUCAGUUCCGGCGCGUUUUCAGUGGUGAAAGUACUGCGUGUAUUACGCGUGUUGAGACCUCUACGCGCCAUCAAUCGUGCCAAGGGAUUAAAGUACGUAGUGAAGUGUGUGAUUGUCGCCAUUAAAACGAUCGGCAACAUUAUGUUGGUCACCUAUCUCCUACAGUUCAUGUUCGCUGUUAUCGGGGUACAGCUGUUUAAGGGCAAAUUUUUCUAUUGUUCCGAUGCAUCGAAAAUGACGAAGGACGAAUGCCAGGGUACGUACCUGGAGUACGACAACGGCGAUAUCAAUAAGCCGGUGAUGAAGGAGAGAAGUUGGAUUCAGCAACGUUUCCAUUUCGACGACGUUGCGAAAGCGAUGCUUACGCUUUUCACCGUGUCCACGUUCGAAGGCUGGCCGUCAUUACUAGACGUGUCGAUCGACUCUAACAAGGAGGAUCAUGGACCAAUUCAUAAUUUUCGGCCGAUAGUGGCCGCGUACUACAUCAUUUACAUCAUUAUCAUAGCAUUCUUCAUGGUGAACAUCUUCGUUGGUUUCGUUAUUGUCACUUUCCAGAACGAGGGUGAGCAAGAGUACAAAAACUGCGAGCUCGAUAAGAAUCAGCGGAAUUGCAUCGAGUUCGCGUUAAAGGCGAAACCAGUGCGACGAUACAUACCGAAGCAUCGAAUACAGUACAAAGUGUGGUGGUUCGUCACAUCUCAGCCGUUCGAGUACACCAUUUUCACUCUGAUCAUGAUUAACACGGUGACCUUAGCGAUGAAGUUUUAUCGACAACCGGAAAUCUACACGGAAGCGUUAGACGUUCUUAACAUGAUCUUCACCGCGGUCUUUGCCCUGGAGUUUAUCUUUAAGUUGGCGGCCUUUCGAUUUAAGAACUACUUUGGCGACGCUUGGAACGUUUUCGACUUCAUUAUCGUGCUUGGAAGUUUCAUCGACAUCGUUUACUCCGAGGUCAAUCCUGGCUCCACCAUCAUUUCCAUCAACUUCUUCCGGCUGUUUCGAGUGAUGCGGCUGGUGAAAUUGCUGAGCAGAGGCGAAGGCAUCAGAACGCUUCUCUGGACGUUCAUCAAAUCUUUCCAAGCUCUGCCAUACGUAGCUCUGCUAAUUAUAAUGCUAUUUUUCAUUUACGCCGUGAUAGGUAUGCAGGUAUUUGGAAAAAUCGCGAUCGACGACGAUACGUCGAUAGACCGGAACAACAAUUUCCAGUCGUUCCCACAAGCGGUGCUGGUCUUGUUUCGAUCGGCUACGGGCGAAGCUUGGCAAGACAUCAUGUUGGACUGUUCGGCGCAGCCCGGUAAAGUGAAAUGCGACCCGAACAGCGACGAGGUGAAUAAUCACAAUGGUUGUGGAUCCGACAUUGCAUUUCCCUACUUUAUAUCUUUCUACGUUUUAUGCUCGUUCCUCAUCAUCAAUCUAUUCGUCGCUGUAAUUAUGGACAAUUUCGAUUACCUGACGAGGGAUUGGUCGAUCCUGGGUCCUCACCAUUUGGACGAGUUUAUUCGUUUGUGGUCCGAGUACGAUCCCGAUGCGAAAGGUCGUAUCAAGCACCUGGACGUGGUCACUCUCCUCAGAAAGAUAUCUCCGCCCUUGGGUUUCGGUAAACUCUGCCCUCAUCGCGUCGCCUGUAAAAGGCUGGUUUCGAUGAAUAUGCCGUUGAACAGCGACGGUACGGUGCUGUUUAACGCGACUCUGUUCGCCGUGGUGAGGACGUCGUUGCGAAUUAAAACCGAGGGAAACAUCGACGACGCUAACGCAGAAUUGAGAGCGGUGAUCAAGAAAAUUUGGAAGAGGACCAGCCCGAAGCUUCUGGAUCAGGUGGUGCCGCCACCCGGAGGCGACGACGAAGUGACCGUGGGCAAAUUCUACGCCACCUUCCUGAUCCAGGAUUACUUCAGAAGAUUCAAGAAGCGCAAGGAGCAAGAAUUGAAGGACGGUAAUAAGGAGAGCCACAACACCGUCACGCUUCAGGCUGGUCUGAGAACGUUGCACGAAGCCGGGCCCGAACUGAAGAGAGCCAUUUCCGGAAACUUGGAAGAACUGCUCGACGACAAUCCGGAACCUAUGCACAGGAGGAACCACUCGUUGUUCGGCAGCGUUUGGUCGAGUAUGAGGAAGGGACAUCACAAUUUUAACCGAGCCAGGUCGCUCAAAGUGAACUCCACGACUAAGGCUUCCCCGACAAACUCCAUAGACUUCCUGCCGUACUCGUCGCUUCAGAGAGGAAGCGGACACGACCCGCCGAAUCAGAUUACCGCGAGAUCUCAUCAAGUUGUGCCAAACGUAGCAGGCGGUUUGAGCGACAGUGCGAUGAACCAAAUGGGAAUGGAUCCUAAGCUCACGGGUAUCGAGGAGAACAUACCACUGAGACCAUUGGCCGUGUUCGGAAAUCCCGUCCAGCAGCAAUCCUAUCAUCACACACCUUACAAAGUAUUCGACAGUCUUCAGGACGGAAUCGAGCGGCAGCUGACGCCACCGACGCCACCACCCCGAAGGAACCCACCCCCGUCCAUUGAUCCGAGCACCGGCACCCUGCACUCCGUGCAAAUCUCAUCCGGCAAGUCCGCCAGUGCAACGACGUCGAUCGCCACGUACACGAACACGUCCACCGCUACGACCAGCCCGAGCCUCGGUUCAUCCUCCAACGGGACACGGUCUUACGCGACUAGAGGCUGCUGCGUCGAUUGUGCCGUCUGGAGUAAUCACGCCAUAGAUCGCGAGGACGGAGAUUCGUCGGCGACGAGCGAGUAUAGCGAGUCCGGCGGGUCAGGAGGUUCAGAAGGUUCGGGAGAUUCAGAAGGUUCAGGAGGUUCAGGAUGUUCAGGAGGUUCGGGAGGUUCGGGAGAUUCAGGAGGAUCCGGUGGUUCCGGAGGGUCUAGUUGGAGCAACUCGGAGAAGGUCGGAGAACUUCGCGGAGGGUCGCUGAGGCAGGAGUUAACGGUAGCGUCUCGGUGCCGUGUUCGGGGUCGACGCGAUCCGCCGGUCGCUAAAUCGGCGCCGUCCAGUUUCCGGAAACGCGAGACCAGCGGCGGCGGUGGUGGUGGACAGUCGAGCAGCUCGACAACGUCGGCGAGUACCGGAUUUGCGCGUAGCGUCGCCAACGGCCUCAAGCUCGCCCAGACCCAGGCGAUCGCUGUCGCCGGCUUCCUCGCCGACGUCGACUCGCGACACGACCGCGUCUGCGUCUCCUGUCUAUCGCAUCGGGCCUCUUACCACGGCAGAGUUUCCUGGGCCGGUGAGAGUAACGGAAGCAUCGGCGCAGAGCGCCUGUCCCACAGUUUACCCGGCAGUCCUGCCGAUCGGAAGCCGAACUUCGAGGUCAUCGGAAGCGCGGAAAGCUUGGUUGGCCGGGUUCUCGUGGAGCAAGGGCUAGGCAAGUACUGCGACCCGGACUUUGUCAGAUACACGUCGCGAGAGAUGCAGGAAGCGCUGGACAUGACGCGCGAAGAGAUGGACCGGGCGGCGCAUCAGCUUCUUCUGCAAGAGCGUCGUGGACAACCGCUGUCGUAUCAGCUACAACAGGGCGCAGACCAGCAAUGGACGCCGGCCUAUCAGCCGAUCCAGCAGAGCCAACAGGCGACAGGCAUCGGGUACCAGCCGCUGCAGGAGCAACAACCGUCCGGCCCGCGACAGUAUCGAUCGUACUAUCAAGGUAGAGGGCCAACGGGCACCACUUCCGACCAGUCGACGCAACAGCAACAACCGCCGCCGUCUUAGCGACGCGACGACCAUCCCGUAGAUCGUGUUCCCAACUCGUUCAUCUAGUCGAACGAGAACCACUCUCGUCCCAGGUAUCGUCUAUCGUUUCACCGAAAAUACGAGGCAGUUCGAUGCCUCUGUAGGUGGUGGAAUUGGAAGUGGAUGGAGAAGCGGAACGAGGAGCGAAACGAGGAGCGAAACGAAACGGUGAAGCAUCGUUUCGUCGAUCGAUACGUUCGUCGCAGACGCGAUGAACCUCCUCGAUUCGUUUGGCAGCUUUUGCCGCGGAAACGAGGGUUCCAUGUUUCUGCCGUUGUAGGAUUUGCGGCGUGAAGCGGGUCAAGAGACGUGGCGGGUGACUGUGGUAAAAAAGUGUGGCAAGAAGGCUUCCGACGCGGUCGAAAGAGGAUCGGCCGACGCAAGCAAUAAAGCAACGAGAGCAACGACCGAUCGCGCGUCGAUAGGAAAAGCAUCGGGGCUGGAACGCUGACUGCGAAAAGCGGCGAAAACGCUCGAAGGGUGGAGGCAACGAACGCUUCCAUCGGGAUAGCCAGGCUUCCGACACGAUCGCGAAUCGAACAAUUGGGAACGUUAGCGAAGACGAUGUUGCCGAAUGAAUAGCGCGCGAUCCUCUCGAUUCGAGCGAACGUGUCGCGUUUCGAGCUUCGUUGGUAAAACGAGACGGCGCGGAAACAGAUGAGAAAAGAACUGGCGCGAAGCGAGACGCGAACGAUUAAAAUCCUUAUUGCUCUCGUUCUUAUCGUAAAACACUUAUUCCUUCGAUUACCGUUGUUUAGGAUAUAAUUGAACUCAUUAUUGCUCUUCGUACGAUGGAUUACUAGAUGAGAUAACAAGUGCCUAAGUAUCUGUAACUUCUUUCGGACCAGAGAAGACUUUUAUCAACUUAGACAAAGUACUAUUACCGCGAAUUACGAAAACAUGUUGCGAGUGUGUAUGCUACGGUAUUGUAACGAUAUAUGUAUAUACGCAUACAUAUAUAUCGUUAUAUAUAUUUUACACACGCACACACACAUUCACGCACACGCCACAUCACAUGCAUACACACGCACAAGCAUACACGUUAAAACAUUACACACGUACACACACACAUAAAGUCAUUGUUAUUAUUAUUAUUAUUAUUAUUAUUAUUAUUAUUAUUAUUAUUAUUAUUAUUAUUAUUAUUAUUAUUAUUAUUAUUAUUAUUAUUAUUAUUAUUAUUAUUAUUAUUAUUAUUAUUAUUAUUAUUA